Molecule: messenger RNA, 939 nt
Organism: Pseudonaja textilis
Lineage: Eukaryota; Metazoa; Chordata; Lepidosauria; Squamata; Elapidae
Gene: CCDC3
Product: coiled-coil domain containing 3
Biological process (GO): negative regulation of gene expression
Cellular component (GO): extracellular region
Source: RefSeq, a predicted model, not a curated record
CUUUGGGGGAGCCUGGAGCAGCCAAGAGCUCAGCCUGCCUCCACCAUGGAGCAAGCAAACUUCUUGCUGAUUUUUCUCCUCCUCCUUGGGGAACAGCUGAGACCCUCACCGGCUUGCCAGCUGCCCACCGACUGGAGGCCACUCAGCGAAGGCUGCCGGGCAGAGCUGGCAGCCACCAUUGUCUACGCCAAAGUCUUAGCUCUGCACCAGGACAUGUACUACAGCAUGUACAACUCUUUGCCCUGGCACUACGACGGCGCCAUGGAGGGAGGGCUCUUUUACUCCGCCGAGAUUGAGAUGCUGUGCGACCAAGCUUGGGGGAGCAUGUUGGAGGUGCCAGCGGGGUCUCGCUUCAACCUCACUGGGUUGGGCUACUUCUCCUGCCAUUCCCACACUGUCAUGCAGGAUUAUUCUUACUUCUUCUUCCUCAGAAUGGAUGAGAAUUACAACCUUCUUCCCCACGGGGUCAAUUUCCAGGAUGCGAUAUUUCCGGACACGCAGGAAAACCGGCAGAUCUUCUCAAACCUUUUCCAAUUUUCCAACUGCAGUCAAGGGCUCCAUGCUCUCAUGUUCUCCAGCGACUGGGAGACCCAAGAGGACCACAGGCUCAUGUGCUCCUCCCUCCAGAAGGCAUUGUUCGAUGAGGAGGACCACGUGAAGAAACUCCAGCAGAAAGUGGCCACCUUGGAGAAACGCAACAAGCAUCUACAAGACCGAGUGAAGAAGGUCAAAAGGUUGCUGAGGCAAACCAGGAAGAGCAGUCGGCACAUGGAGCUGGUCAACCAGAAGCUCAACGAGAAACUGUCCUCUACUGGGGCUCAGUUCCCCUACGCGAACUCCUUAAAGCAAGCCAAUUCCCGGGCCACAUACCUGAAAGUGUAAGAGCAAAUCUGGCGCUUCAAAGCUACAGUCUUUGUUCUGACCAAGGCUUCCGAGACC